AUGAAUGGCACAGAUAUAAUAUUUUCAGCCUUAAGUUCAUAACCUGAAAAUCUUCAAAUCGAAUUAUAGGCAGAACAACAAAAUGAAUAUGAAAAGGAAUAUUUGGAAGCAGAUUUAGUUUCAAGAAUAAGGACAAGAAAUCCAAGUACCAACAAUUUCACAAUUAAAUCAACAACAAAUAUAGACACUCGCAGAAAUUGCGAAGUAAUAAUUUAUUCAUUAUUAAGCCAUUAAUCAAUUAAGAUGAGGAAAUCAAAAGAAAUACAUGUAAAAAGACAGGCACUAAUCUUAUGAAAUAUUUUUAUCUAAAACGAUUUAUAUAACGUAUAAGGAACAAUAGAACUAAGUUAUCUAAUGUCAAUGAAAAUCACAUUAAAUUAAUUAAUGAUAAUUCAAGUGAUAGGUAUCAUCAAUAUUAUUUAGUUAAGUGAUGAUUUAAAUUCUUAAAUUAAACAAUCACCAACAUUUUCAAAUACGCAAUGUUACCAAAUUAUUUCAUGAUAAUUCUCUAUCUUCACAUGAACAUCCAUUCAUUAUUUGGAUUAGAGAAAAAUAUUAAUAAAUUAGAAAGUCCACCUAUGAGAUUUUAUCUAAAAUACCAUAAAUACAUCCUGAAUCCUUAAAGAAGAUUGUUUGGGAUUAUUGGACUAUUCUUUUUAGGUUGCUUUUAUUAAUAUUAAUUCCAUUAGAAAUUGCCUAUAAUCCUUAAAUUUUAUUUGAUAAAUUAAUAGGACUUACUGUUACUAUUAUCAUUAUCUUAAUUCUUGAUAAUUUAUUAAGAUUGAAUACUAUUUGUUACUUAAGUGGAUAGGCAGUCUAUGAUAGAUGGUAAAUUAUAAAAGUCAAUUUAAAUCUAUAAACAAUUUCAGAUUUCGCAUUAAUAUUUUUAUUAAUCUACUUUAUAAAAAAUGAAGGAAAUUAAUUUUAAUAUUUAAUGCUUUUAAUAUCUCUGACUCAACACUAUCAAAUUAAUUAAACGUUAUAAAAAAGUGAAGAAUCUCAAUAUUUUACAAAAAAAUAAAAAGCAUUUAUCAAUUUAUUUAAAUUAUUAAUCUAUUUAAUUUAUGUCCUCCACUUAUUCGCUUGUAUAUGGUUUUUCAAUAGUUCAUUAAAUUAUGGGAAUUCCUGGAUUAUUUUUAAAGAAUUAGAUCAUUAAUAAUGGUAACUAUAAUAUUUAGAAGCAUUCUAUUUUGCUAUUGUUACUAUGCUCACUAUUGGAUAUGGUGAUAAUGUACCAAAAACAUGGAAUGAAAAAUUUGUUGCAAUAUUCUUUAUAUUAAGUGCUUGUUUAUGGUUUUCGUACAGUAUUAAUGCCAUAGGUACUAUCAUUAAAGAAAUCAAUCAACAUUUUAUGGAAAGAAGCAGAAAGAUUAGAAUAAUCAAUAGAUAUAUGCAUCAAAGAAAUAUCCCUUUUUCUUUGUAAUAUAGAAUUAGAGAAUAUUUGACCUUUAGAUGGAAGGAGGAAGCAGAAAUUGAUUUGUAAUAAGAAGAAACUUUAUUGAAUGAAUUAUCUGAAGAAUUAAAAUAGGAUUUAAAAAAGUAAGCAAAUAAUGUAUUUUUUAAACAUUGUGAUUUUCUAUUUAAAAAUUUCAGUUUAGAAUUAUAGAAUUCCCUUUCCCCUUUUAUUAAAAGAAGAAUAAUUUAGCCUUAAAAUACAUUUUCUAUUUACACUUUAAGUGAUGUUUAUUAACCUCAUUUAUGUUUUGUAGAAUAGGGUUAAUUGUAAUAUCAAAAUGUUCUAAAUGUAUCUUUGAAAACUGUAUAGAAUCAUGGAUAAUUUUUGGAUGUAUCAGAAUUUAUUGAAGAAAAUGAUAAUAUCUAAACAUUUAAAGCUAUAGGAUAUGUAAGUUUACUUGUUUUGAGUAAGGUAAUUAAUUUUAUUAGAUUACUAGUCAGAUUUCAUGUCCAUAAUACGUUAAUAUCCCAAAGAUUAUUAAAAGUAUUGUAAUUUAAAAGAUUAAUUUGUACUUCAAGUAAAACCUAAACAUUUAGUAUUUGGAUAAUAUUGUGCAGCAUGCAAUAUCACUAGUCAUGGAUUGAAAGAGUGUCCAAAUUUAUCUCUCAGUAUUGAUAGAGAAUUGAUUAUCAAAAGAUAUCAAUAUUCAUAAGAUCAAUAUAGGAAAUAUAUGAAGAGAUCCAAAAAAAGAGGAAAGACAUCUUUUUCAACUAGAUGUGAUAGAGAAAUUAUAGAAUAAUUCGCAAUAUACUUUUAAAAUGAAUAACCAAAAUUAGUUUAAAAUUAGUUAUCAAAAUAAUUAACCUAAGAAUAGGAUUUUGAUGAUGGUAAAUCUGAUAUGAAUGAAUAAUCUCCAAUAAAUAAAACAUUUCAUUUUAAAAGAUAGGAAUCUAUUUAAUUACCAAGAUGUUCUUUAUAGAGUGGUGAAGCAAUAUCAAUUUAGAAAUAAAUUAAUAUUAAUGAUUCUAUUGCAUCAAGUGAUAAUAAUUCGAUAUAGAAUUUGAAAUUGUCUACCAGAUAAUAAUGCAUGCUUAAUACUAAUAAAUUUAUGACUGCAAAAUUAUCAAAAUAUAAAAAGAUGUGUUCACAAUAAAAUCCUAAAAUUGCUUUAAUUGAUACUGAUGAAUCAUUAAAGAUUGAUAUUUAGGAUAGUAUUUAUUAGAAUAUUGAAUUAUUGUACAAUAAAAUCUUUAACGAAGAAACAGUAAUACCUUUUGAUAGAUCAAUAUACGAUUUACAAAUAUUAUACUAUUCAUUUAAAGCACAAUAAGGUAUAGAGUAAUUUGAGGUUGUCAAAAAUUUCAGUUCUUAUAUGGUUAAUCAUAAUAUAGAAAACAUUAUUUUAUAAAUAGAAUAGAAAUAUCAUACCUUACUUUUAAAGCCUAUUACUUAAUUAAUAAGAUAUAUGUAUUAUCCUUAUGAGUUCAUAAUGAAAUUUUAAAAGAUUAAGACAUAGAGAUUAAAAUUAUUAAAUUUUUAUAAGAAAAGAUCCUUUAAGAAUUUGAAAUAAAAACAAUCAAAAAUAAAUGAUUUAGUAAGAAAGUGGGAGACACCCAGAAAAUCUUAUCGUUUUAGUGUUAUAAUUCCAUUUGAUGAAUGA
Messenger RNA from Paramecium primaurelia, 3056 nucleotides. Lineage: Eukaryota; Ciliophora; Oligohymenophorea; Peniculida; Parameciidae. The record is from the annotation of a GenBank genome assembly.